ACGCAACAUUACGUGACCAAUCCUAUGGGCUCUUAUUCAGUUUUUGUCCAAUAGGAUUGGGGUUUUUUAGACUUGCCAGAAAGCAACAAGAAGUUUCCAAAAUGGUGCUCGAAAGUACUAUGGUUUGUGUGGACAACAGCGAAUACAUGAGAAAUGGAGACUUUCUACCCACAAGACUACAGGCUCAGCAGGACGCUGUCAACAUCGUUUGCCACUCCAAAACACGCAGCAACCCGGAGAACAACGUUGGGCUCAUCACCAUGGCAAAUAACUGCGAGGUCCUUACCACCCUGACAUCAGAUUCUGGCCGCAUCCUGUCCAAACUACACGCAGUCCAACCCAGAGGAAGAAUCUCAUUCUGUACAGGCAUCAGAGUGGCUCAUCUGGCUCUAAAACACAGACAAGGCAAAAACCACAAAAUGAGGAUCAUUGCCUUUGUUGGGAGUCCUGUGGAGGAUAAUGAAAAAGAUCUUGUUAAGAUGGCGAAGCGCUUGAAAAAGGAGAAGGUGAACGUGGAUAUCAUCAACUUUGGAGAAGAGGAGGUGAACACAGAAAAGCUGACAGCAUUUAUUAACACUCUAAAUGGAAAGGAGGGAACAGGCUCUCACUUGGUCACGGUUCCUCCUGGACCCAGCCUGGCAGACGCACUGCUGUCCUCUCCCAUCCUGGCCGGCGAGGGAGGCUCUAUGAUGGGGCUGGGCGCCAGCGACUUUGAGUUUGGUGUUGACCCGAGCGCUGAUCCAGAGCUGGCCUUGGCCCUGCGUGUUUCAAUGGAGGAGCAGCGACAGCGGCAGGAGGAAGAGGCUCGCAGAGCUGCUGCUGCUUCUGCUGCCGAGGCAGGCGUCUCCACACCCACUGCAGACGAGUCGGAGGACGCCUUGUUAAAGAUGUCAGUCUCUCAGCCUGAGAGUGGUGCUGCAGUGCUUCCUGAUUUCAGCAGCAUGACAGAAGAAGAACAGAUAGCGUACGCCAUGCAGAUGUCUCUCGCUGGAGGAGAGUAUGGUGAGAUGGAAACGGAAGUGCCAAUGGACGCUGCAGAGUCAGCCAAGGAGGAGGAUGACUAUGAUGUAAUGCAAGAUCCAGAGUUCCUUCAGAGCGUCUUGGAGAACCUGCCUGGAGUCGAUCCCAACAACGAGGCCAUCCGCAACGCAAUGGGCUCACUGGCCUCCCAGACUGGAAACAAGCAAGACAGCAAAAAAGAUGAAGAGAAGAAGAAAUGAGACGACCAAACAAAAAUGAACAGUUGCAGGAUUUCUUUACAUAUGACUGCUGAUGCACUCUGCAUUACAACAUUCUGUCAUUUAAAACUCUCCUUCAAAACACCAAAUAAUUAAAAAAAAUCUGUAUUAAUUUGACAGCACAAAUUUCCUUGAAAUACAAUUUGAUGAAGUUACAAAAUAUUAGGAUCAUUUGUUACUUUGAACAUUCUUUUCUUUUUUCUUGUGAUUAAUAACCAAUUCAUUAUUAAUCAUAGCUGCAGGCUAUACAAUUAUUCCCCUGGCCUGUUUGGUUUUUUUUUUUGUUUUGUUUUUUUGCAAUAAAAGUCUGGGUUUAAAUGCCUCAUUUUCA
Messenger RNA from Gambusia affinis (western mosquitofish), 1569 nucleotides. Its product is annotated as 26S proteasome non-ATPase regulatory subunit 4. Gene Ontology annotation, cellular component: nucleus; proteasome regulatory particle, base subcomplex; cytosol. The transcript is spliced from 10 exons. The record is from RefSeq and is a predicted model, not a curated record. Bases 102 to 1220 code for a protein of 372 amino acids. Gene Ontology annotation, molecular function: polyubiquitin modification-dependent protein binding. Gene Ontology annotation, biological process: proteasome-mediated ubiquitin-dependent protein catabolic process. Lineage: Eukaryota; Metazoa; Chordata; Actinopteri; Cyprinodontiformes; Poeciliidae.